This is a messenger RNA of Xyrauchen texanus (razorback sucker), 2424 nucleotides long. RefSeq names its product polyadenylate-binding protein 1-like. The transcript is spliced from 14 exons. Lineage: Eukaryota; Metazoa; Chordata; Actinopteri; Cypriniformes; Catostomidae. Bases 494 to 2071 code for a protein of 525 amino acids. The record is from RefSeq and is a predicted model, not a curated record. Gene Ontology annotation, cellular component: cytosol; cytoplasmic stress granule; ribonucleoprotein complex. Gene Ontology annotation, molecular function: poly(U) RNA binding; mRNA 3'-UTR binding; poly(A) binding.
CCCCGGCUAACAGAGCUGUGUGAGUGCAUGUGUGCUCCAGAGCUUUCCUUGGCACACAAUAUAUAAAAAAUACAAAAAAAUAUUAAAAACUUUUAAAAAUGACAAAAAAACUUUCGUUUGUAUAAUAUUUAGUGAAUCGGGAGGCCUAGAAACAUCGCAACAAUCCCGAAGGAGAAAAAAUGAUAGUUAUAACGGAUAUCUAUGAGCUCGCGGAGGCCUAGCAGUUUUACUUGAUUCGUUGGUUUCGAUAUUAUUGCGUUUUCAAACUUCAGUCGCCCCAGAGUCAAACGCUUUAGUCGGUCCUGGGACAAAUUCUUUUAAACGAUAGAAGUUAAUCCUCAUCUGCGACCGAAGAGAAAAUGAACCCCAGCGCUCCUAGUUACCCCAUGGCCUCACUGUAUGUGGGGGACCUGCACCAGGACGUGACUGAAGACAUGCUCUACGAGAAGUUCAGCCCGGCCGGGGCCAUCCUUUCCAUCCGCUGUGCAGGGACAUGAUCACCCGCAGGUCGCUCGUUUUGUUACAGAAAAUAUGUCCUCAAAGAUGGAAAAAAAAAACCCACCUGCAAAUUAAUUCUGUAGCUGAACGAGCUCUUGACACAAUGAACUUCGAUGUCAUCAAGGGCAGACCUGUCCGCAUUAUGUGGUCUCAGCGUGAUCCCUCUUUGAGGAAGAGUGGUGUUGGAAACAUCUUUAUCAAGAACCUGGACAAGUCUAUUGAUAACAAAGCCCUUUAUGACACCUUGAGUGGGGGUUCAAUCUUCAGCUGCAAGGUUUUUUGCGAUGAGAAUGGCUCAAAGGCGUAUGGUUUUGUGCACUUUGAGACCCAGGAAGCAGCUGAAAGAUCCAUUGAGAAAAUGAACGGCAUGUUACUGAAUGACCGAAAAGUGUUUGUUGGACACUUUAAAUCUUGCAAAGAGAGGGAGGCUGAGCUCGGAGCAAGAGCCAAAGAAUUUACCAAUGUAUACAUUAAAAACUUUGGGGAAGAUAUGGAUGAGGACAAACUCAAAGACAUCUUCAGCAAAUAUGGUACUGCUAUGAGCACCCAUGUCAUGACUGAUGAAAGCGGAAAAUCCAGAGGCUUUGGAUUUGUUAGUUUUGAGAGGCAUGAAGAUGCCCAAAUGGCUGUGGAUGAAAUGAAUGGUAAAGAGCUAAAUGGAAAACUCAUCUACGUGGGUCGUGCUCAGAAGAAAGUGGAACGUCAGACUGAGCUCAAGCGCAAGUUUGAACAGAUGAAGCAGGAUCGCAUGACUCGCUACCAGGGCGUCAAUCUCUAUGUGAAGAACUUAGAUGAUGCUAUUGAUGAUGAGCGUCUCCGUAAAGAGUUCUCUCCCUUUGGUACAAUCACCAGUGCCAAGGUCAUGAUGUGCGGCGGUCGCAGUAAAGGCUUCGGUUUUGUCUGUUUCUCUUCACCUGAGGAAGCCACUAAGGCAGUGACUGGGAUGAAUGGCCUUAUUGUGGCCACUAAGCCGCUGUACGUGGCUCUGGCUCAGUGUGAAGAGGAACGGCAGGCCCAUCUCACCAACCAGUACAUGCAGAGGAUGGCCAGUGUCCGUGCAGUGCCAAAUCCUGUUAUCAACCCCUAUCAACCAGCACCACCAUCAGCUGCUCAGACUAUGAGUCCACGGGCCACAAUUGCAACAACCACAGCAGCUGCGCCUCAAGUGCGUGGCGUACCUCAGUACAAAUACGGAUCUAGUGCCCGCAACUCCCAGCAGCACAUGAACACACAGCCUCAGGUCAUUAUGCAGCAGCCUGCUGUGCAUGUACAAGGACAGGAGCCCCUGACUGCAUCUAUGCUCGCCGCUGCUCCACCACAGGAACAGAAGCAGAUGCUGGGUGAGCGUCUUUUCCCGCUGAUCCAGAACAUGCACCCCAGCCUGGCUGGCAAGAUCACUGGAAUGCUUCUGGAAAUCGACAACUCUGAGCUCCUCCACAUGCUGGAGUCGCCUGAGUCUUUUCGCUCCAAGGUUGAUGAGGCGGUGGCAGUAGUCCAGGCUCACCAGGCUAAAGAAGCUGCUCAGAAAACAGUGUCCAACUCUACUGGCGUGCCAAGGGGUGUUGAGCCUUGAAACUUCACCGGGAGGAAAAUGUAAACAUCGCAAAACAUCUAAAAACAAGAUUUAAAAAAGUAAUUGCAAAGAGCCAGGUCUAGAGAAGAACGUUUUAGGCCUAGUUAGGUAUUUUUUAAAAGGAAUAAAAAGUGUAAAACAGAAUAAAACAAGAAAGAAAGAAAAGUUCCACUGUAUCGAGAAAACAGCCGUAAAGCAUUCCUGCUUUGUUUUAUUUGCUGUUAAAAACAGGCUGUGUCAUGUUCUUUGAAAGGAGGUGGGAACUGAUAACCAUCAAUGUGAAAUUUAUCUUAAAUGAAAAAUGAGCUUGCUGAAAUAAAGUUAAUUAAAACUCAAAAGAGUGAGUGUCUGUC